GUCCACAACUACCACCAACCCACCGGCUUUGCUCAGAUGGGCCUCAUGGACCUGAAAGCGAUUCACUUGAUGUUGACUCUGAUCACAGCUUCCCAGGCUCAAGAACUCCUCAUGGUCUCCCAGCCCAGCUCAGCAGAAGGCAAGGAAGGCGGUUCCGUCACCUUGACCUGUUCCUACAACUCCACCUCAGAGCCCAAGGUUGGGAGCGUCCGGUGGGUGAAGGAGCCAGGGGUGGAGGUCAGAAAGACCACCCGGGAAUUCAUGGGAAGGGUGAGUCCCACCUCGGAGCAGGCCUUCCUCUUGGGGAGAAGAGCCGACAUAGAGAUACGGGAUCUGAGACAUUACGACUCGGGGGUGUAUCGAUGCGUGGUGAAGAUCCCUGGAUUCCAGGAGACAUCGGGGAACGGGACUGAGCUUCGCGUGCUUAGAGAAGACCUGAAAGGAUCUAAUUCUGCACCACAACGGGAUACCAUGGUCCUCAUAUGGCUUCUCCUGCGUGCUGUCCUCUGUACCUUUGGAAUUACAACCACUGCUUUGGUGACACGUCUUUAUUAUGGGAAGAGAUCUCCACAAAACAGACCAUUGCACCGCAGAGAGAACAAAUAUAAAGCAACAAGCAGGAAUUGACAACAGCAGCAGAGGCAGCUACAAAACCCACGACCCGUUCUCUAUUCCUUUUCCCCUUCAAUCCAGUAGAACUCGUCCUCCCCUUUACAAUCUGAGGACUUUCAUCAACAGAGCAGAAUUAACCCUUGUGUAGACUCCUCUGCUAUUGAGCAAACGUAACACAGGCUGAAUUUGAUGUUAUAGUUUCAGUAAUUAUAUUGCUAGACUAUGCUUGGAUGGCCCAACCCAAUAGACAAUACUGGCAAUUUCUACUAAGGAUCCGGCAUUAUUCUUCUUUGGCGAUCUCUCGUAACCGAGUAAGAUUGUCUUCCAUGAACACAAUUUUAACAAUGAGUCCUUAAGUGACAGCGGUGGCCAAUUCUGGAUCCACACGUCCUUCCACAGUGGGGACAUAGGUUUCUGGGCGGGAGUUGAUCAUGGUGAGGGUUUGCCAAGUGUGCCUUCCUCUUAGCACGUUUCUCCCUUGCGUCCUGAGUUUGAGUGUCUUCAAAGCCCAUGACACCUUUGGUAAAGGCUGUGCCCAUUAGGGGUACAGAGCAACACCUUUCUGAGUCUUCCAACUGGACCAGAUUUUUCCUGAGUUUCUCCCCCGACCCCUGCCCUGGAAAAAUCCUGAGCAAAUCUGAGGAGAUCUUCACAACUUUCAGCCAUCUCUACUGAUAGCACAAAUUU
Molecule: messenger RNA, 1299 nt
Organism: Podarcis raffonei (Aeolian wall lizard)
Lineage: Eukaryota; Metazoa; Chordata; Lepidosauria; Squamata; Lacertidae
Gene: NCR3
Product: natural cytotoxicity triggering receptor 3
Exons: 4
Coding region: 37-627 (196 amino acids)
Biological process (GO): natural killer cell activation; immune response-activating cell surface receptor signaling pathway; positive regulation of natural killer cell mediated cytotoxicity
Source: RefSeq, a predicted model, not a curated record